AUGGCAUGUAGAAGAACGUGUGUUCUGUUCCUGGCGUUUGGGUUACUCUUUUCCACGGCCGUCUUCUUUUUCCUCGGCACGCAGGCCUGGCAGAAUCGCCGCUACGUUUCAGUUCAGCCUUAUAUGGGGACAGGGGCGGUGUCUGUAGGAAACAGGACCAACUCACCGAGUAGACAUGAGAGUCCGAGAGUGAAUAUCACAGCAUCGAAAGUUGAACAGACAAGGAUCAACUCAACAAGAACAGCUAAGCCCCCGGGUGUGAGCUUCAAUACAUCGGAAGUUGAAAGGAUAAGAAAGUGGGUUCUGAAGUACUUCAACCCGGACACAGAUCUCACCAUCAACAAGUCUCAAGUGAAACUUGGAAAACUGAUGCGGUACGAAGCGUCCCGGAGUAGACGCGCGAACAUCACGGAAAACUUCCUCCGUCUCAUUCCCGAGUCGUCGCCCCUUCUGGGCAGGCACUUCCGGUCUUGUGCAGUCGUUGGGAAUUCUGGGAUCCUCCUGGGCAGCCGCUGUGGUCCUCAGAUCGACUCUGCAGAUUUCGUGUUCAGAUGUAACCUUCCUGAUCUUGAGGGGUUCGAGAAAGACGUGGGGACAAAAUCCAACUUCACCACCAUGAAUCCAUCUGUUCUUCCACACGAAUAUAAAGGAUAUGCCAAAGACAGCAGCGUGCAAGAAAUAUUCGUCAGGCGACUGCGCCUCAUCCACGAUCAGAUUCUCCACAUCCCUGCCUUUGUAUCAGUGAGCGGACGCAAAGACGUGGAGUUUACCAACAGAAUGAUACUGAAACAUCGCCUGCCAAUCAAGCUUUCGUAUGCACCAAGGCACACUUCAAAAAGGAUGCAAAAGUUGUGGAAUGAUUCAGAAUUCCAGCCCAAGCGGCCUUCGACAGGAAAUAUCUUGUUCGCGCUGGCGGCCUGUCUGUGCGACCAGAUCCACUUGUACGGAUUCUACCCGUUUGCAAAGGACGAAAAGGGCCGAAAGAUAGAAUACCAUUACUAUGGGGACGUAAGAAACCAUCGCAAACACAACAUGACUGAAGAGUACCGGGCGUUUCAGAGGCUCCACCAGCGGAAGGCUCUGGUACUGCACACGGAGCCUUGUGAUGAUGCCAAGCUCUAA
This is a messenger RNA of Branchiostoma belcheri (Belcher's lancelet), 1122 nucleotides long. RefSeq names its product CMP-N-acetylneuraminate-poly-alpha-2,8-sialyltransferase-like. Gene Ontology annotation, molecular function: alpha-N-acetylneuraminate alpha-2,8-sialyltransferase activity. The transcript is spliced from 5 exons. The record is from RefSeq and is a predicted model, not a curated record. Lineage: Eukaryota; Metazoa; Chordata; Leptocardii; Amphioxiformes; Branchiostomatidae. Gene Ontology annotation, biological process: oligosaccharide metabolic process; N-glycan processing. Bases 1 to 1122 code for a protein of 373 amino acids.